AACCCCAGGUCAGAUAAGCUAGAGAAGGAAGAAGAGAAAGCUGGAAAGACCAGAGAACAAGGGAGCGCCCCCCACAUACACUCCAGCAGCUAAGAGGUGACAGAGCCUUCAGCCAGCGGCAUCCUUAGGCCAAGAGGGCUCCCGGAGGGUCCCCGAUUCAGCAGCACCCACCAUGCUGCCUUGCCUGGCCCUGCUUCUCCUGGCGGGCCUGUCCAUGUGCGCCUCGGCAGGCCACGGCGGAGAGAAACUGGCACUCAGCACUGAAGAGCGGCCCUGGGUGACCGUGGCCCUGGAGGAGGUCCCUGUCCCGAGCAUUCAGCUCCAGCUGCAGGAGGCCAGGCGGUUCUUUGGGCUGAUGGGGAAGCGAGUGGGAGGUGUACCUCGGAUCCAGUCAGAGCCAGCAGGGCGUCAGCUGGGACGAAUGGCUCAAGGCCUCCUGAGCAGGGGAGGACUCUCCACAGAAGGCACAGAGGAUGAGGACCCGGGUUCAGAGUGAGAGGCCCCACAGGAUGCUUCCCUGAGGGUGCCGCCUCUUCUCUUCCGGGUGUCCCAGUGGACCAGGCAGCAUGCCGACUCUACCCCGCGCCUCCUAUCCUCGACACUGGCAUUCCAAGCCAGGCCCACAGUGAACUCAGUGAGUUUCUUCUAGGACUCUCGGCAUCGGGCAGUGGUGGUGUACAGAUGUGCUGUCGCCCUCAAGGGCCGGAGCGACCCCGCUCUCCCUCCCACUUCCAUGACAGCACCACGGGGCCAGCCUCGAACUCUGUACCCCACACCCGGCACACAGUCGGGACCCAAUAAAUGAAUGACCAGUGA
This is a messenger RNA of Heterocephalus glaber (naked mole-rat), 816 nucleotides long. It is a transcript of the gene Tac4, whose product is annotated as tachykinin precursor 4. NCBI's taxonomy places the organism in Eukaryota, Metazoa, Chordata, Mammalia, Rodentia, Bathyergidae. The record is from RefSeq and is a predicted model, not a curated record. Gene Ontology annotation, biological process: inflammatory response; positive regulation of cytosolic calcium ion concentration; tachykinin receptor signaling pathway. Gene Ontology annotation, molecular function: substance P receptor binding.